Cladocopium goreaui is the source of this 345-nucleotide messenger RNA. NCBI's taxonomy places the organism in Eukaryota, Dinophyceae, Suessiales, Symbiodiniaceae. The record is from the annotation of a GenBank genome assembly.
AUGUUAGUCGUUUUUGGCCUGCUGAUCAUCCUCUCUGGACUCAUUUGCUUCACGCUAGAGCAGCACUGGUACAAAGGCAUGUCGCCAAUGAUGAAGGUGCCAGUGUACACCAUCCUAGGAACUUCGGUGGCAUUCGCCCUAACAUUCUCAGUCGUCGAUUUGGUGAACUAUGUGCUGGGCUUCUUACAGGUCUCAGUGGCGAAACCCUUCGUCGAGUCUGCAGCACAGGUCUACAUGGUCUUGGCCUGCGCCUUGAUCAUGGGCGGACUCUUUGGCCUGAUCUUCGGGGUCAUGGACGUUGAGGCCCGGCAGGGCCCCGGUGGAUUUAUCCAGUUUGUUGGAUGA